Aspergillus costaricaensis CBS 115574 is the source of this 1175-nucleotide messenger RNA. RefSeq names its product SDR family oxidoreductase. NCBI's taxonomy places the organism in Eukaryota, Fungi, Ascomycota, Eurotiomycetes, Eurotiales, Aspergillaceae. The coding region runs from base 71 to 1075 and encodes 334 amino acids. The transcript has 5 exons. Gene Ontology annotation, molecular function: oxidoreductase activity, acting on the CH-OH group of donors, NAD or NADP as acceptor. The record is from RefSeq and is a predicted model, not a curated record.
GACCCAUCCAAGUGCCCCUGUAUACGAACCCAGCCAUCAAUUGACCUCCCGUAUAACUAGUAUAGCAACCAUGCCCAAAGUUCUCUUGAGUGGAGGUAGCGGCUUCAUUGCUGCUCACAUUGUCGACAUCCUGCUCGCGCAUGGCUUCGACACCGUGGUCACCGUGAGGUCCGAGGAGAAGGGCCAAAGGAUUCUAGAGGCUCAUCCAAAUACGCCAAAAGAAAAGCUUUCCUACGUUAUUGUUAAGGAUGUCGCAGCAGAGGGUGCCUUUGAUGAAGCCGUCAAAUCUGACCCGCCAUUCGACUAUGUCCUGCAUACUGCAUCGCCCUUUCACCACAAUGUUCAAGAUCCAGUGAAAGACUUUUUGGACCCCGCCAUCAAGGGAACAACCGGUAUACUGAAGGCAAUCAAGGCAUAUGCUCCAACGGUGAAGAGAGUCGUUAUCACUUCUUCAUUCGCAGCGAUUGUCAAUGGCAAGAAGCAUGCCGAAUCGUACAGCGAGAAGAAUUGGAACCCGGUAACUUGGGAGGAAGCCUUGAUCUCCUCUAAUACCUACCGUGCGAGCAAGACUUUUGCAGAAAAAGCAGCCUGGGACUUUGUAGAGAAGGAGAAGCCGAACUUCGAUAUUGCAACUAUCAACCCGCCCUUUGUUUUUGGGCCAGUUGUGCAUUACCUGAACUCAUUGGACGCCAUCAACACUUCGAACCAGAAAGUUCGUGACGUAAUUCAGGGAAAGUGGAAGGACGCCAUUCCUCCAUCCUUCACAUUCCUCUGGGUAGAUGUGCGCGAUGUUGCACUUGCGCACGUCAGGGCUAUCGAGGUCCCAGAGGCCGGUGGCCAGCGUUUCUUUGUCACCGCCGGUUAUUACACAAACAAAGAGAUUGCAGACGUGGUCAGAGAAUCGCUGCCCGAACUUGAAGAUAAAUUGCCCUCGAAGGACAUUCCGAGUGAUUUUCCGGCGGACAUCUACGGCUACGACAACAAGAGAUCCGUUGAUGUUCUGGGCAUCCAAUACCGGACGUUGAAAGAGUCCAUUGCUGACACGGCUAAGUCACUGUUGUCCAUUGGCGUCUGAUGUAAUGUAUGGUUGGAUAUUAUAUGUACAUAUCUAGAACAAAUCGGACCAGGAAGAAAGAUAUAGAUAGGAUGGAAAUGAUAAUAGAAAAUGCAGUGCU